UUUGAAAAUGUCGACGAAAGAGUUCACCUAUUUACCCGAGAAAUGGGAUUGGGAUUCUAUUAUUGAGCAUGUGAUUGUUCACUACCGCUGGAUUUUUGUAAUGCUUUUACUUCCUGUCUCUUGUAUCUACGAUCUCUGGUUCUAUACAAGGAACAAGGUCGUUUUUGCUCUUAGUUCUGCUCCAUCUAAACAUAGAGAGAAGGUCGCCUUUGUUCAGUCUCAGGUGCGUGAUUACCAGACAAAAGGAGAGGGUAAAGGAAUGUGUACUGCUAGACCUGGCUGGCAAACCAUUUCUCCUCAAAACAUGUCGUAUAAGCAGAGGAUGUAUCCUAUUCAGGUAAAUCUUGUUGAUGUUCUGGAGAUAGAUGCUGAGAGAAAAACAGUUAGAGUUGAACCUCUUGUAUCCAUGGGUCAGCUUACUCAUACACUAGAUAGGUUAGGAUGGACGAUUCCUAUCGUCCCUGAAUUGGACGAUUUGACUGUUGGAGGACUAGUAAUGGGGACUGGUAUAGAGACGAGUAGUCAUAAGUUUGGACUAUUCCAGCAUAUUUGCCUUAGUUAUGAGCUUGUUCUUGCUGAUGGCUCUGUGGUUGAAUGCACAGCAGAGUCAGAUCCAGAUCUUUUCUAUUCUGUUCCUUGGAGUUAUGGAACACUAGGGUUCCUGGUUAGUGUUACAAUCAAGAUCAUACCGUCCAAAAGAUUUGUCAAGCUGCAAUACUACCCUGUCAGAUCCAUGGAAUCCAUGGUUGAAACUUUUGAACGGGAAACGGAGAAGAGCGAUGCUUCAGAUUUUGUUGAGUGUCUCGUGUUUUCCAAGAGCAACGCAGUUGUAAUGACUGGGGAUCUUGUGGAUUCUUGUCAACCGGGCAAACUAAAUGAAAUUGGUCGUUGGUUCAAACCCUGGUUCUUCAAGCAUGUUGAAAGCUUUCUAGAAACUGGUUCAGCUGUAGAGUACAUUCCACUUAGAGAUUACUAUCACAGGCACUCUCGAUCUAUCUUUUGGGAAAUACAAGACAUUAUUCCUUUUGGGAACAAUGUCGUCUUCAGAUAUAUGUUCGGAUGGCUGAUUCCUCCAAAAGUGUCGCUGUUAAAACUGACUCAAGGAAAAACUCUGAAAAGAUUGUAUGAGACACAGCACAUGAUUCAGGAUAUGUUGGUGCCUAUAGAGGAUUUGUCUAAGUCUCUAAAAAUGUUUGAUGAUGAAGUUGCAAUCUAUCCUAUCUGGCUCUGUCCAUUCAAGAUGGAGCCGAAUCCAGGAAUGUUGAACAUCAAAACAGAUAAGGACAAAAUGUAAA
Eurytemora carolleeae is the source of this 1295-nucleotide messenger RNA. RefSeq names its product delta(24)-sterol reductase. Bases 8 to 1294 code for a protein of 428 amino acids. Gene Ontology annotation, biological process: steroid metabolic process. The record is from RefSeq and is a predicted model, not a curated record. Gene Ontology annotation, molecular function: Delta24(24-1) sterol reductase activity; FAD binding. Gene Ontology annotation, cellular component: cytoplasm; membrane. NCBI's taxonomy places the organism in Eukaryota, Metazoa, Arthropoda, Copepoda, Calanoida, Temoridae. The transcript is spliced from 16 exons.